CUUUAUUUAUAAUGACAUUGACAGUAGAUUUCUGUCAAAAACUGUAUGUACACAAUUCUGUUAUAAAAAGUUUAAACGCUUUAAAAAUAAAUAACUUAAUGUUAAACAGUUAGUUGUUUACAACGCGAUAAUUAUUUAAUGAAAUGUUUUUGUCAAAAUGCUCCUUUUUUCCUGACAAGAAAUCUAAAUGUCAAACGGUAUUUUACGGUUAGUGCAUUCUCCGGUGUCAAAGUCCGCCUUGUAUACCUUUGUAGUGUUUUGUAAAUAAUACAUUUAGUAGAGAGGGUUAAAGAUAAGGCGAAUGACACCUGUGACAAGCGAAAACUGCGGCGGUCCGGUUAUUACGUGUAUGCGAGUCAAUUAAGGAAUUUCGUACGUCAUCCGACCGUCGCAGCUUAUCUUACUAUCUACACACGAAGUCCGGGAAAUUACUUAUUUAUUCCUCGGCGUGACGUUGUCGAUAAAGGAUGACGUUCAUUGGAAAACCGUGACGAUCGGCAUUUUAUAACAGGUGAAUUGGAUGUUAUGUGAAACCCAUUGAUUGUAUGCAUUUUGACAUACCAAAUAUCCACGAGGAUGGAACCUACCUCUGGAGAUAGCGGCAGGAAAAAGUCCACCGAGGAUUUCAUUUUUGGGAAAGCUAUCGGAGAAGGAAGUUUUAGUACCGUUUAUUUAGCUAAAGAUAUCCAUACAAAUAAAGAAUAUGCAAUUAAAGUAUUGGAGAAACGUCACAUCAUACGAGAGAAAAAAAUGGAAUACGUAAUGCGUGAAAAAAAUGCUUUACAAAUAAUAUCGGGAAAAAGUCCAUUUUUUGUCAGCCUGUAUUGUACAUUUCAAGACACUAAUCGUCUCUACUUUGUAUUAACAUACGCUAAAAACGGAGAACUAUUAACGAAAAUUAAUCAAUUAAAAAAAUUCGAUGUAACAACCGCGACCUAUUACACAGCGGAAAUCGUUUUAGCCUUAGAAACAUUACAUUCAAAAGGUGUGAUACAUAGAGAUUUAAAGCCUGAGAAUAUCCUUUUUGAUGAAAAUUGGAAUAUUUUAAUAACAGACUUUGGUAGUGCAAAAAUCCUCAAAGAAAACGAUAAAAACGAAGAUGAGAAUCAAGUGAGAAAAAGAAAAAAUAGUUUUGUUGGAACAGCACAAUACGUUAGUCCCGAAUUAUUAUCAGAUACCGAAGUUUGUUUUGCUUCCGAUUUAUGGGCCAUGGCUUGUAUAUUGUUUCAAAUGUUAUCUGGUGAAGCUCCGUUUCGCGCUGGUAGCGAAUAUUUAAUAUUUCAAAAAAUUAUAAAAUUGGAAUACGAGUUCCCCGAGGGAUUCGAUAAAAUAUCCAAAGAUUUUAUUGAAAAAAUUUUAAUUUUACAACCAUCUAAACGGUUGGGUGCAAACGAUUCCAUUCCAUAUACGAGUAUUCGUAAUCACGAACUUUUUAAAGAAUUAAAUUUUGACCAAUUAGGCCCACCGCCGAAAAUGGUUAAAGACGAUCUACAUCCCACCGCAACGGAAACAUCAUCAAUACCCGAAAAUAUGGAACCCGGAUUUAAUGAAAUGAAAGCAACCAGGUUACAAUUUGAAAUGGCUUGUCCAAUAAAACCGAGUUUAAGAAAGAAAUCGGAAGCGAACAAAAACAUAGCUAAUUUAAUGCCGGAAGAAAUCGAAAGGCGACUUGAAAUUCAAAGGAAAGAUAAAUGGCAUCAAUUCGUCGAAGGAAAUUUAAUCAUAAAACAAGGAUUAUUGGAUAAAAGAAAAGGGUUAUUUCCAAGGCGAAGAAUGUUUCUUUUAACUUUAGGGCCUCAUUUGUAUUAUGUCGAUCCUAGUGCGAUGGUCCUGAAAGGUGAAAUACCUUGGAGUGAAACUAUAUGGACUGAAGUAAAAAAUUUCAAAAUAUUUUUGAUACACACGCCGAAUCGAACGUAUUAUCUUGAAGAUCCAGAAGGGUAUGCUCUGGAAUGGUGUAAAGUAAUUGAAGAAGUAAAAACUCAUUAUUACCCCAAAUAACAUUCACUAAAAUCGGAUGCCACAUCAAAAUGAAAUAAAACUCGCUCACCCCCCGCGGCAACUUAAUUUCUUCGUUUUCAACCUUCUAUUUAUACAUUAAAUUAUUGCGUAACUUUUAAUUUAGUGAUGUAUGUACGGUUUAGACAUAAGACAGCGUUAUUUAUCAUUAAAAAGAGUACUGUAGGCUCUUUAUUUUGUUUCCGCAGAUACUAUUAAUACCUACUACUACUAUUAUUACCUUUUAUUAUUACUACAUUUGUUAGUAUUCUCAAAUUUUAGUUUUUUUUGUCUUAAAAAGAACAUCUCUUGGUGUGUGUUAGUAGGUUGUACUGCGUGUAUUUUUUUAAUAACAAUUAUUUUAAAACGUUCUACAUUUAUUAAAUUAAAAAAAAAUUCUAAAAU
Onthophagus taurus is the source of this 2403-nucleotide messenger RNA. RefSeq names its product Phosphoinositide-dependent kinase 1 (gene Pdk1). Lineage: Eukaryota; Metazoa; Arthropoda; Insecta; Coleoptera; Scarabaeidae. Gene Ontology annotation, biological process: intracellular signal transduction; peptidyl-serine phosphorylation. The record is from RefSeq and is a predicted model, not a curated record. Gene Ontology annotation, molecular function: ATP binding; protein serine/threonine kinase activity.